This is a messenger RNA of Penicillium olsonii, 3162 nucleotides long. NCBI's taxonomy places the organism in Eukaryota, Fungi, Ascomycota, Eurotiomycetes, Eurotiales, Aspergillaceae. The record is from the annotation of a GenBank genome assembly.
AUGGCUUCCGCUCUGAACUCUGUGCCGGCUAGCAACGCGUCUGGCAAUGCCAACGCGGGUGCGCAGAACCCCGGCCGCUCCACUCUGAGAUCCAACAGUACCAAGGGGUCCGACAGUCGACGACAGUCGGGCAGCCCGGUUGACGGUGGACAACGGCGCACGAAUUCCCACAAGGCCUGGACCCAAGGAACCAACCCCAUCACCCAACGAUCUUCAUAUGCCUCAUCGAACGGUAACAUGACCCAGCAGAGGCAGGCUGCCUCCCCGAGGCCAAACCAGAAAGAGUCAAACACCCCCGACAGCCACGCUCAUGACCGCCUCGUAUUCUUAUUCGCCAGCUUCAUUGGCCUGACAACCACGAUUACUACCAAGUCCGGUGACAAGUACACCGGUAUAUUUUCCUCUUCGUCACUUGAGCCGAACGAUGUCUCGUUCCUGCUGAAGAUGGCGCAGCGCGCCUCACAAGACGGCCAGUUCCGUACAAACGGUGUCAGCGAUGCUGCAACCCCGUUCUUGGGAUCUGCGCCCGAGCAUAUCAUGUCCUUUGAGAUCAAGGAUGUCAUUGAUAUCGACGUGCCAAACGUAACUACCGCUGAGAUCUCAGCCAAGGAACCGAACGGUGCCUCGCAGGGUUUCCGAACCGACAGUGAUAUCUCCGGAAAUCUGGGCAUGCGCGAACGUACUUUGCAGCGCUGGGAGCCUGCCGAAACUGACGUGGACAUGUCACUUGAGACGAGCAACAAUGCGACUGGGUGGGACCAGUUCGAAGCCAACGAGCGUCUCUUCGGUGCUAAGACUAAUUACGACGAGAACAUCUAUACUACUCGACUUGACCGCAACGACCCUGCUUUCAAGCAGAAGCAGGUAGAAGCCGCUCGGAUCGCUCGUGAAAUCGAGGGACAAGAUGUGGAAAACUCCCACAUGCGCGAGGAGCGCGGUCUCGCAGCGCAGGACGCUGGUGACCAGGACGAAGAAGACAAGUAUAGCGGUGUACGACGUGAAGACAAGGCGUUCCCUCCUUUGCUUUCCGGCCAGCCAAACAAAUAUACGCCCCCUGGACGUCGCCAACCUACCCAGCCCAUCCCGGCCAGCGUGCCUGCUAAACAGCCCGCAGCUCCACCAGCCCCAGCCAUUCCCAUCCCCAUUCCUCCUCGGGCCCCGGAACAAGAAGCCGCCUCUUCAGACAAGCAAUCCGAGCCGGCCGCUUCCCUGCAGCCCCCAUCGGAUCCUGAACAAAAGAGCAUAUCGGGCAAGGGUGUCUCGCCUGCUGUCUCUACUGCCUCUACGGUGUCCACCACCAAGCGUCCUGGGCCUGAAAAUGCAACUGCAAAUGUCGAAGCAGAGGUGCUCGGCCAUUUCCGUCAGUUUGCGAAAGAUGAAAAAGCCAAGCUUCAGGAGCGUCGCCGGAACCAAGCAUCAUAUGAUCGAACCAGCAAGCUCAAUGAGCUGAUGAAAUUCUCCAAGAGCUUCAAGCUGUCGACUCCAGUUCCCAAAGACCUUGUUCCCAUUCUCGCCAAGGAUCGUAUUAAGCAAGAGGCCAUUAUCUCGCGAGCCCAGCAACAGGUCGACGACAAGGGCGUACCAAAGGCGACCACGCCUCCAACCGAACCCAAGGCCCCCGCUCGGGGCACUGGGCCUACUGGAGCUGUGCCCCCGUCUGCGCCUUCAGACCGCCAGUACAACCGUCCGCGCCAGGGCUACCCACCGACUGGCCCGCUUGCCGCGAGUGCUAGUGCGCGAUUCUCCCAGCAAGGCGUCCAGCCUUCACGUCCCGGUGUUGGUAUGCUAAGCCAUCGACUUGCUGAUAACCUGCAGCAGCGAAAGGGCCCAGGUAUGGGCCCUGUACCCAACCCACUGCCGAUCCAAGAUGCCCGUGCACCUCCUACUGGCCCUGCAAGCGAACAGCAGAGAGUCCUGAGCCCCGGCAAGCCACAGGCUGCCUCUGCUGCGACCAAGUUCAACGUCAAGGCUAUGGAGUUCAAGCCCAACCCAGCUGCUAGUACGUUCACCCCUGGUGGAGCUGGCGGAGCCCCUGGUCCUGCUCCAAGUGCGCGGUCUUUCUCGCGCAAUCGCUCCAUCUCGCGGGCGACGACGCCAACCGCUUUCUUCGGUCCGAGAAAGCCCCAGCCCAUCUCGGAACGACCCUCAAUCAAUGAUCAAUUCAACCCAAUCAAGCGCAUGAAGAAAGAAAAUGCCGAUCAGACCGAGAAGCCUUACUUGUUCAACGGAGGCAUUCCCCCACCUUACAAGACUAUCCCAACCUGGGAGGUUGCCGAGGGAAAUAUGGAGAAGACAUACGGCCAGAUGUUCAAGCAGCCCGUUGGCGCGCAAUCGGUGUCGCCUCAGGCUCGCUCAACCUCGAACGCCAGUAACGUUACCCACCAGGGCAACAUGCCUUUCCACUUCCAGCCAAACAUGCCCCCAGUCUCCGGCCCACCAAACGGGCCCCACAACCUCCACCCCCAGGGCCCUCAUGGACCGUCCCACGUGGAUGAUCAUCAUCGCAUGCAGCUCUCGGCAUCUAACUCUCAGGUCUUCCCCUCCCCACGUAUGCAGCACGGGUACCCAUCGCCAAUGGCUCCCCACGCCCAGUUAUCAUUUGGACAGCCUGUUCCUCCGUUCUACAAUGGCGGGGCCCAGCCCAAUCACAUGAGGCAUUAUCAGGGUGGCCCUCAGUUUGUGAACCCGCAGAACGGAAUGGGCGCUCCUAUGAUGGCCCAGCAGCACUCCAAUGGACCCUUCAUGGCAGUUCCUCAAGGCAUGACUCCGUAUAACGCCCAGAUGCCCAUGUAUUCCCCUUCUCCGGGCCACGCAUAUCCUCAUGUGCCUGCACCCCAGCCACACAGUGGAUACCCAAGUCCAAGCCGUGGUGCCCCAAUGAUGAUGCACCAGAACUCGCAAUCUGGUCAGCCUCCCAUGUUCAUGCCAGGCCAGAACGGCUACCCCCAGCAGUCCGGACACAUGCCGCCCAAUCGUGGAAACUUCCAACAGCAGCCUCAUUUUUCCUCAAGCCCGCAUCAGUCGCACCAUUUCCCACCUAACCAGCAUCGGACCCCCAGCAACGGGUUCAAUCAAAUAGCUCAAAUGCCGCCCCAGAUGCCCGCCAAUACCCCCAACUCCGGAGGAUCUCACUCUGCUGAGCCCACGGAUGAAGGAAAAUGA